Molecule: messenger RNA, 2589 nt
Organism: Glarea lozoyensis ATCC 20868
Lineage: Eukaryota; Fungi; Ascomycota; Leotiomycetes; Helotiales; Helotiaceae
Product: Dcp2
Exons: 2
Coding region: 1-2589 (862 amino acids)
Biological process (GO): nuclear-transcribed mRNA catabolic process, nonsense-mediated decay; deadenylation-dependent decapping of nuclear-transcribed mRNA
Cellular component (GO): cytoplasm; P-body
Molecular function (GO): RNA binding; 5'-(N(7)-methylguanosine 5'-triphospho)-[mRNA] hydrolase activity; manganese ion binding
Source: RefSeq, a predicted model, not a curated record
AUGACAGAAGCAAACUUUACGCUAGAAGAGUGGCUGGACGACCUCUGUGUCCGCUUCAUCCUCAACCUACCUGAGGAAGAUCUCAAGGAUAUCGCUCGAAUAUGUUUUCAAGUCGAGGAAGCUCAAUGGUUCUACGAGGACUUUAUACGCCCUCUCGAUCCUUCACUUCCUUCAAUGACCCUCCGGACUUUCUGCAUGCGAAUUUUUGCCCACUGCCCGCUAUUAUCUGCAUUCUCUGAAACUCAUCAUAUGAGAGCUUUCGAAAACUUUAUGGAAUACAAGACAAGAAUACCGGUGCGAGGUGCCAUUAUGUUGAAUGAGAACAUGGAUUCGGUGGUGCUAGUAAAAGGUUGGAAGAAGGGAGCGAGUUGGAGUUUCCCACGCGGUAAAAUUGCUAAAGAUGAGGAUGACUUGACAUGCGCGGUUCGCGAAGUGUACGAAGAAACAGGCCUCGAGCUUGAAACAGCAGGAUUGGUACCGGCCGAAAGAGACGUCAAAUCCAUCGAGGUCAACAUGAGAGAUCAAAAUAUGCGGUUAUUUGUGUUUCGAAAUGUGCCCAUGGACACGCAAUUUGCUCCUCGAACGCGGAAGGAGAUUAGUAAAAUCCAAUGGUGGCCUUUGUCGGAUUUGCCGGCUUUUAGAAAGAAGGGAAAUCAGCAAGAGAAUAUGCCUAAUGCCAGCCCCAACAAGUUUUACAUGGUUGCUCCAUUUCUUGUACAUCUCAGGAAAUGGGUUAUUGAACAGAAGAAGAAGGAUGCCAAGCAGGCAAAGAGGACGACAAGCAAUCAAUAUUUAGCUACUGCUAACAUGGAAAAUGAUGACUUCUUGACUGAAGAGGACCAAGGUGCAGAAUCGGCAGCACAAGCUUCGACAUACGAAAGAGGUCCUGCGCCAGAACUCGAUACAGCUGCAGGAGCUACAGCAGCACUAACUCGAAUGCUACAAAUCCAACCUGCGACACAAGGCUUACAACCUGAAGCAAUGGCUCAGGAAGCAAACCAGAAAGGUUCAGCACUUCUUGCUCUAUUGCAUGGCAAGCCAGCGGUUUCGUCUCAGCCCAUACCAGGAAACGCACCACCUCGUACCCCUAUGGAGAAUAUCGACACAAAUCCAUCAAUGCCUAAAACACCUCACCAUUAUCCACCAAAACCACCACCAUUCUCUAGUAUGCCACCGCCGCCGAGUUUCCCUCUGCCGCGACCAGAUGACGCCUUCUCCUAUCAACUUCCACAUUUACAAAACAACCAAAUGCAGAAUAGGCCGCAAUUUCAACACCCACAGAACAUGGGUCCGCAGUAUCCUCCGAGAGGCCCCAACAAUCAACAUCAUUACCAACCCACACACUUGAUACACCCACAGCCUCUUCCCCCACAUGUACAAAAAGCUGUUUUUACGGGCGGGCCUGUUCAUGCGCCUGCAAUGCCCCAGCCGGCCCAACAGGCACCACCUCCUCCACUUCAGUCUACAGUAUCUGUAACUGUCAGCAAUCCUCAAUUUCCUGGCUUACAUGCACCGAUGGUUGCACAAUCUGUAGAACCAAAACCAAAGCUCACGGCGCAUUCGCUUGCAUUGUUAAGUGCCUUCAAGAAGAAUGACAGCGCUGGUGUAGCCUCGAAUGAAUCUGAGCUACCUCUGAGAGGCUUUCCGCCUCCACCUGCACUAAGGUCGCAGCCGCAGGAGCUGCCAGCAGUGGAAGCACAACCUCACCAAGCUAAUAUCCCUCCACCCAUUUUUGUACAUUCUCAUGUUGGUGCCGUGGAAAAAAGUGCAUUGACACCAAGACAACCCAUCAGCGAGUCGCAGAAAUCAGCACUGCUUGGUAUUUUUAAGAGUCCUAUCACUCCUGCCGCUUCUUUGGCGGUACCUUUGAGUGCCACUGCUCUACCUACGAAUGGAACCCCCUCUGCGGUUGAAUUGUCUGCAGUAGAGCCACUGUCUCGCGAUGCAUCAACCACUUCAAACCUGCUCAAUGCGAGGAGAACACCAGAUCAUAUGGCCGUGCCUGAAACUAUCCCUGUAUUCAAUCCAGAAUCCAACCUUCCUUAUCACGCCACGUCGAUUCUUUCUCGCCCAGCCAAAGAAAGGCAGGCCGAAGUUCAACCAAAGACUACUAACGGUCGAUCGAAGAGAAACACUGGGAAGGCCCCAGAGCGGGCUAAUGACAACCCAGCUGCCGCCGAAUCGCCCGCCAAGUUUCAACCUCAGAUACUGAAGAGACCUGUUAUGGGUUCUUCUCCUAAACCAGUAGCCUCUCCAACUGCAAUGACUAUGAGUCCGCCUGCAUUACUCAACCAUGCUUCAUCUGCCCGUACGCCGGUGCAAGCAACGGGUCAUCAACAAGCAUUACUCAAUCUGUUUGCCAAAGCUCAGACACCAACUACUACACCACCAAGCCAGGGAGAUUUUACAGGAGCGAGUCAGAUGCUACCACCAUUAAAACCUGCAGCAAGAUCAAGAGUAGGAAGUUUAGCAUCGGGUACAGGGGACGGAGCUGCAUCACGACGAGGUAGUCAGACUCCUAUAUCCCCCGCAGACAGAGGGUUUCUGCUUAGCUAUCUGGAUGAUGUGGCGAAGGGCAGUCAACGCUGA